Messenger RNA from Kluyveromyces lactis, 927 nucleotides. RefSeq names its product protein-lysine N-methyltransferase (gene EFM3). The transcript has a single exon. Lineage: Eukaryota; Fungi; Ascomycota; Saccharomycetes; Saccharomycetales; Saccharomycetaceae. The record is from RefSeq and is a predicted model, not a curated record. The coding region runs from base 1 to 927 and encodes 308 amino acids.
AUGGAUGUAUAUGACCGCAUCCAUGCAAGACAGCCAGUUCACGAAGUGGUACGAUUCAUCUCAGACAACAACAUCGAAUUUGAUGAAGAUGAGUUUUUGCAACAGCUAGACAUUGUGGUACAUAGAAAUCAAUACUAUGCCAAACAGCUACUAAAACAAAUGAUUCAACACUUUGAGUCAAGAGGCUCGGAUUUUGUCGAAACCAUGUAUGAACCUUACAUUAAUCUUCUACCUGUGGGUGCACCGGAUCCUCAGGAUAGUGACAUUAUUCAAUACAGAUUUGAUAGGUAUAAAGUUGUAAUUGAGGAAACACCAUCGUUGAUCUGUGCUCAGGGAACUACUGGAUUCAGAACCUGGGAGGCAGCGUUGUUUCUUUGUCAUUAUAUGACACAACACCCUGGUUUAUUUGUUACCCAUGACAGUUUAAUGCUCGAAUUGGGAUGUGGUACUGGUAUAAUCUCAAUUUUAUAUAAGAUGAUAAAAGAUUCCCAAGGUGACUGCAAAGCUGGCACAAUUAUAGUCACUGACGGAGAUUCUAAUCUGUUACAACAGGUUAGUACCAAUUUUCAACUCAAUGGUUCAUUAUCCAAUGAUGGCGACGUAAACAUAGGGUUCCAGAGAUUACGAUGGAACGAGGAUGAAUUAUCUAAUUACAACGAAAUUGAUCUGAUUUUGGCAGCAGAUGUUACGUAUGAUACCAGCGUGAUACCUGAUCUUGUGAAAUGUUUGAGUCAGUUUAAAGGGGCACACGGUUAUAUAUCGUGCACAGAACGUAACCUAGACACUUUGGAUGCCUUCGAAAACGAAUUGACAAGAAACUGUAUUUAUUUUGAGAUUGUAAGUAGAAUUUCGCCGAUCUCAUUCAAACAGAUUUCAGAAAGAGAUAUUUCAACAAGUAUAAGAAUAUAUAAAAUUAGCAUCAAUUGA